Molecule: messenger RNA, 870 nt
Organism: Pochonia chlamydosporia 170
Lineage: Eukaryota; Fungi; Ascomycota; Sordariomycetes; Hypocreales; Clavicipitaceae
Product: steroid 5 alpha-reductase
Exons: 3
Coding region: 1-870 (289 amino acids)
Biological process (GO): steroid metabolic process
Cellular component (GO): membrane
Molecular function (GO): 3-oxo-5-alpha-steroid 4-dehydrogenase activity
Source: RefSeq, a predicted model, not a curated record
AUGGCCAUCGUGGAAGGAUGGUAUCCCCCUACGAGGGAGAAUUGGGAGACCAUACUCCUUACUUUUAGGAUAUUAUAUCCCUUUAUUUCCAUUAUGCAAUUCUUCAUCUCGUGGUACGGCAUGGGCAAAACCUCUGUCAAGAGCAGCUUCAAUAUCCCUGGCCGCAUCGCCUGGAUGCUCAUGGAAGUACCUGGCUUCACCACCGUCCUCUACAUGAUGAACACGCUGCCCCAAAUCCACGGCAUAGACGACCUACCCUGGCAGAACCGCGUGCUAGCAGGUCUAUUCGUCAUCCACUACAUCUACCGCGCCAUCCUCUUCCCCUUCAUCCAGCCGUCCAUGUCCCCCAUCCACAUCCUCGUCGCCCUCAUGGCAACGGGGUUCCAGGUCCUCAACGGCAUCUGCAUAGGCGGCUGGCUCGCCGCCUACGGGCCCGUCACCGAAGCCGAAUGGACGGCCCAGUCGUCCACCCUCCAGUUCUGCAUCGGCAUCUCCAUCUUCUACGUUGGUCUGGCGGCGAACUUCUUCCACGACGAGGAACUUCGUGAGAUUCGGAGGACCGAGCAGCGUCGCCAGCAGCGCGUCCAGGGGAACGGCAACGCGAAACAGGUCAGCGUGGAGAAGCACUACCAGAUCCCGCAGGCCGGGCUGUUUCGCUAUGUGCUGUAUGCGCAUUAUCUGUGUGAGUGGGUGGAGUGGUUUGGGUUUUUGGUCGCCGCGGGGUGGGGGUGCGUUCCGGCGUGGACGUUUUUGGUGAAUGAGGUGUUUGCGAUGCUGCCGAGGGCGGUGAAGGGGAAGAAGUGGUAUAUUGAGAAGUUUGGCGAGGAGAAGAUUCGGAAGAGGUGGGCUGUUUUGCCGGGCGUUGUUUAG